AUAUUCAGCUUCUUUCUUCUUCCGCAGACUCUCCCUGUAAUAUUCAUCUCUUCUGCUACUCUCUUUGAUUUCUCAAUUCGAUCAAUUCUUCAGAUUCUUGUAAUCAAAUUGUUAAUAUGGUAUCAGAUUAGGUUCCGAUCUCUAUCAUAUGAUUUCACCUUUUUUUCUCUCGAUUUCUAUAAUCGAUCUUCAUCAUAUGAAACCCUAGUUCUUCGCUCAAUUUUUUGAUGCGAUGAGUCAUUCUGCUACGUUACCCUUGCAUCCUCUUGAUGAUCCUUCAUCUCCGUACUAUCUGCAUCCAAGCGACCAUGCCAGUAUGCGUAUCAUCUCUGAAACGCUUCAUGGAGACAAUUUCGAUGUUUGGCAGAAGUCGGUUGUGAUGCAUUUUCUGUAAAAAACAAGAUAAGGCUUUUCUAGAUGGUUCCAUCGAGCAGUCCAAUAACUUGCGCAUCGGAGUUCUACGACCAAUUGCCAGCUGAACGCAGGGGAGGAGGAUGUCGGCCGCUUGCAGACCCUAGCCGGGCAGUCCAGCCUACGAUUCCAGCGCCGCCUGGGACCACAGGUUCUCCUACAGGAUGCCUUUCUGCAAAGACUGAUGUUGCGCUCGUCUUUCCUCGGGAAGAGAGCAAGGGCUGCUACAAGGCUGGAUUUUUGCCGAUGGAUUGCGAGACCUGCAACUGAACCACCAUCCAGAUUCUAAUUCCAAGUUUUCUUCUUCGCAAAAACAGCAGCCCUAUUCAUUUAGUGCCGCUGCCACCAAUCAAUCCGGCUGGUUUGUGGCUACGGAAGAAGAAAUUUCCAAGCUACCCCUCCUGUUCAGCCUACUACUAACGCACACUCCAACUCGAGAUGCCCACAGAUUGUUUUCUCGGUGGAGGAGAUUCGGGAGCUAUACAAACCAUGGUCUAAGGCACUGUUAGUGAAGGUUCUUGAAAGAAAGUUCUCUUUGGAGAAAGCGGUGAAGAAGCGACUCUAAUCUCUUUGGAGAAAACAGGGAGAAAUUCAGGUUUCUGAUAUGACCAAUCGGUGUUAUUCUGUCCACUUUGCAUCAAAAGAGGACUAUCUUCGGGCAGCUUUCGGAGGACCAUGGAAGAUCUUUGAUUACUACUUUGCUAUAUCGGCAUGGACUCCGGACUUUGAUGUUCAUGCACCCGUACAAAAGAUCUUAUCAUGGAUUAACCUUCCAUCAUUACCUCUCCAUUACUUCCAUGAGAUGGCUAUUACACGUAGUGCAGGUCAUGUUGGAAAAGUAAUUCGAAUUGAUGUUGCCACUGCAUUGGGCGAGCGUGCACGUUUUGCACGUGCAUGUGUGGAGAUUGACCUUUCCAAACCUCUCAUCGGUACGGUCAUAUUGAAAAUUCAUGUGCGGAAGCCACAUUGCAAAUGGAGACAGAGAUCACUUCACUUUAUUCUAAUAUGCUGGAGCAACCUAUUGAUGACUUGGGGGAGUGGAUGAUCCCUGGUCGUCGCGGUCGACGCAAAACAUGCCGGAAAAAUGCCACUAGUACGACGGUUGAGACUCCCAACACUAGUAUGUGCUUCUUAGGCAUCCUACUGAUAAUACUCUUUCUCCGACCAUUGCUGGUGACACUCUUCCACAGGCGUCUGGUCUGAUGCUUAAGGCUAAAAAUAAGAGUAAACCUGCGAAGGCCCAGAAGCAACCUGGAAUGCAUGCUAAGCCUGGACUACCGCCUUCACCUCCUGCGGACACACAAUCUCGAGUUCCACCUAAUCUGAAGCCUACAUCUGAACCUGAUCUGAUUUCAUCUUCCACGCCUACUCCUAUGUUGAAUACUGCUCGUAGGAAGGGCCGCCCGCAGAAGAAUGCUCAGAGUUCUUUUUUUAGCAAGAAAACAGAGAUUUUAUUGAUAAAAUUGAGAGUACAAUGCGAAAAAGGAAAGAAAUAAAGAAAAAAAAGUACAAGAAAGAAGAAAAAAUAAAAGUACUAAAUUAAAGGAAAAGGAGGCUAAUCCCAUGUGAAGUCUCUCGAUUGGGACCUAGUUCUCAUGCUGUGACGCCUCUUGUUCUUUUGAGACUUCCUGUAGAUUUUUAGCUGCGUGUUCAAAUUCUCGGUCGGCAGACAAUUUUCUGGGUUGAUGAAAUUAGCUUUCCGGCAGAUCGCAGUAUUGAAAUUUGAUUUCCUAAUUUCUUCCGGGUAUGAAAUAGGCGGACGACGAUCGCUCUCGGUUGCAUGUCCCAAGAAAUCACCAGUAAAUAGUGAGUCAUCUGAAUGGUCUAAAUCGUCAGAUGCAUCUGAUAAAGCCUGGUUCAAUGGCUGUUCAGGUUGUUUCCCAGCGUGGAAAACAUUGUUUUUCUUACUAUCUGCCGCUUGGAUCUGAUAAUUUAAAAUCAGUUUAGAUAUGGAUGUGUGAUCCUCAGAGUUCAAGAAAGAAGGAUGACUUUUCUGGUACGUUAGCACAAACAUGGCAAAAGACAUUUCCUGCUAAUACCUCACUACCCAAACUUCCUCAAUCAGAUAGUUCGGUGCCUCUUUCCAUACUCAAACGGGGGUCCCUUGUUGAUGGUAUGUUUGGUAAGUCUACUACUUCUACUGCCACAACUUCAACAACCAUGGAUGCUCACAUGCAUACCUCAAACACAAUGACUCCAAACAUGUCCUCGCCACCGCCGCCGGUAUGUAUUGAUUCAUCUAUUUCUGGUUCGAUGUCUGUAACCCCUGGGAAUGCUCAUGGGGAGCGCCCCAUGGAUACCUCCUCUUAACCAGGGAAGACCUUUACAUAUUUUUUUAUGAUGUGUAUUGUGUACAAUAUUUACUUGGAAUUGUCGUGGGGCAAAGCAUGAUGAAUUUCUUCCCAGCUUUAGAAAUUAUAUGUCUCGUUAUCGACCACGGACUGUUGUUAUCUUUGAAACCCGUAUCAUCAGAGUCAUUGGCCAUCGUAUUAUUAAUCAACUUGGUUUUGAUGGUAGAAUUAUCUCGGAAGCUCGUGGCUUUUCUUGGGGUAUCGGGUUUCUUUGGAACUCAUCACUAGUCACGGUGGAAGAGAGGGCAAUCACUGGUCAAACUGUUCAUGUGAGUGUGACAGCUCAUGAGGGUAGCCAAUUCGCCUUCACAGUUGUUUACGCUUGUCCACAACCUUUGGGACACACUUUUCUCUAGGACAUCCUCCGGGUGAUUGCACGAACAGAAACAUUACCCCGGGUAAUAAUGGGGGAUUUUAACGCCGUCCUUUCAACAGAGUAAAAGAUUGGGGGUGCGGAGUUUGACCCGAUUCAUGCGACACCCUUUCAGAAUUGCAUUGACUUGUGUCGCCUCAUGGACUUGGGUUUCACCGGCCCCGGAUUUACCUGGUAUCGUGGGUCCCUUUGUGAACAGUUGGAUCGGGCGUUGGGUUCGCAGAACUGGCUCACUCAUUUCCCGCACUCCUUGGUGCAACAUCUUCCUCGUGUGCGGUCCGAUCAUCGCCUUAUCUUGCUAUCCUCUUCUGGUAUAAACCCGCCUCACACUGGUAAAAGUCCGUUUCGGUUUCUUGCUCCCUGGCUAUCACUGAUGAUUUUCCACGGAUCCUUGCAUCCUCUUGGCGGCGAGACAUGCCGUUACAUAAUGCACUUCAUUCUUUGGGUGAGAAGCUUCAACGAUGGAACAUAGAUGUGUUUGAUUUGAUUCAUAUCCGGAAAGCGACAUUGAUUCAGCAAUUAUCCGAGUUAGAGGACUUUAAUUCACGUGGUGGGUUGGCCCUCUCCCGCCGUCGUGAAGAAGAUACUCGGCAUGAUCUGGAAACCACACUUUGGCAAGAGUCACUUCUCUGGAAGCAGAAAUCCACUUCUCAGUGGAUUGUAGACGGUGAUCGUAACACUUGUUUCUUUCACCUCCUUACUCUCAAACGUAGGUGUGAUAACAAAGUUCUUGCUCUGAAAGACGCAACAGGGAAUUGGGUUGAAGACAAACAAGCUCUUCUUUGCAUGGCCCAUGAUUAUUUUAUUAAUCUUUUCCACGAAGUUGGGAACUUAGGUGCCCAGCUUCCUAACGGCUUCACCCCCAUCUCGGCCGAUGUACGAUGACGCCUCCUACUCCUUCCAUCACCUGAUGAAGUCAAGCAAGCUGUCAUGGAUAUGGGGAGUUUGAAAGCCCCCGGAAAGGAUGGCUUCCAACCAACCUUCUUCCAGAAAUGCUGGGAUCAGGUUGGUGAAUCAAUGGUUAUGUUUGUUACUGAUUGCUUUAAAAACCCUUCUCAGGUGGCAAUGGUCAAUGACACCCUUUUGGUGGUGAUCCCUAAAGUGCCACGACCGGAGUCAACGAAGCAAUUUCGGCCAAUUAGUCUUUGUAAUGUUGCUUAUAAAGUUAUUAUUAAGCUUCUCACUCCCCAUUUGAAGCAUCACAUGAGGGGUUGGGUCCACCCCACACAAUCCAAUUUUGUCCCUGGGCGACACAUCACUGACAACAUCAUCAUCAUCCAAGAAGUAGCCCACUCCAUGGAAAAUGACUGGGGAAGAACUUGACACAUGGAUCUCAAAAUUGAUCUUGCUAAGGGUUCUGACUGCAUUCGUUGGGAUUUUUGGCCGACACUCUAUCUUCCACAGGUAUUCCGGCUGAUAUUAUCUCUCUUAUCAUGGCUUGUGUCUCUACAAAUCGAUUUCAGGUCUUAUGGAAUAGUGAAAUGACUGAGCAAUUCCGACCGACUAGAGGUCUCAGGCAAGGGUUCCCGUUGUCCCCCUUUUUUAUUCACCCUCUGCAUUGAACGACUUAGCCACCUCAUUAAUGUUGCAGUGGCGAAUGGUGAGUGGAGGCCAAAUGCUAGCCUGGGACGGACCGGCUCUCUCCCGUAUUUUCUUUGCAGAUGAUCUUAUACUAUUCGGUGAGGGGUCAAAGGUCCAGGCUCGUGUCAUUAACCGUUGCCUCGAUGAUUUCUGUUCAGCGUCUGGUCAAUCUGUUAGCAAAGAAAAGUCAGUGGUUUUUUUCUCCAAAACUGUCCCUAGGCUUGAUGCAGCUCGCAUUGCUUCCUCUCUUGGCAUGUCGACUACGCAAAACUUGGGUAGAUAUUUGGGGGGUUCGAGUACUCCAUGAAAGGGUGACUAAUGGUACGUACCAGACCAUACUGGAUCGCAUGGGCCAGAAGCUCGCUGGUUGGAAAGCUUCAACACUUGCUCUUGCUGGACGAGUUACUCUUGCCCAAUCUGUGUUAUUUGUGAUUCCUGCUUAUGUUAUGAAAACUUCGGUGCUCCCUAGUCAUAUUUGCAGUGAAAUUUAUAAAAGAAUCAGGAAUUUUGUUUGGGGUACCACCGCGGAGGAGAGGAAAACUCACCUCCUCUCUUGGGAUGCCAUCUGUCAACCAAAACAACAGGGUGGUUUGGGGCUCCGCUCAACUAGACAGCUUAAUCAGGCAUAUAUGGUAAAAUUGGGUUUUCAAUUCCUUACCAAACUAGAUGAAUUGUGGGUGCAAGUGCUUCAAACUAAGUAUCAUCGGGAGAUAGAAACAAGAUUUCAGGCGCAACAUUCCUUUUCCAAAUCAGUGAUUUGGCAUGGGAUCAUGGCAGCCCUACCUAUAGUGGAGCUUGAAAUGAGGGAUAGAAUCCGAGAUGGCCGCAACAAACCUUUCUAGACUACUCGUUGGCUGGACUCGGGCGAGAAACUUAUCGACCAUAUUCUUCCUUUUACUCCAGAACCAGACUUCUCUGCCCCCCGUGUCACGAUUCUGCACAACUUCUGGUGAGUGGGAUUUCCCCUUUCUUCGUUCCUUGAUCUCAGAAAAUCUGGUGUUGCAUAUGGCAUGUAUGUCCCUCCCUCACCCUGGUAGUGGAGAAUAUGUUCUUGUUUGGGGUUGUGAAAAGGAUGGCCGCUUCAGAAUUCGGUCAGCAUAUGCCCUACUUGGUGGACAGAUUAACAUAGAAGAAGAACCUGACUGUAGAGUGGUUUGGCGUUGGCGUGGCCCCAAUCAUAUUAGACAUUUCCUUUGGCUCGUGGCACACAACCGGCUACUAACUAAUGAGGAAAGAAGACGUAGGCAUAUGGCAACAGAGGGCGUCUGUUCACGCUGUAACCAACACCAGGAAACAGCUCUGCAUGUGCUACGAGAGUGUCCUUUUGCGGUUACCACUUGGGAGCAUCUUGCCUAUCUUGCUACUGAUCGAAUGAACUGGGAGUCCCCACUUCUUCCUUGGAUCACACACCACCUGAAGGCAUCGAGCAAUAGUCUUAUUUUUGGGGUUGCCUGUUGGUCUCUCUGGAAGGCCAGAAAUGAGGUUAUUUUUACUGAUAUCUGCACCACCCCUGAGUCCCUUGCUCAGCGUAUUCGACAUUUUGUUGAGUCUAUUGAAGAGGCUUUGAUACUUGAGCAAUCAACACAUACCUGUCUACCAACCAAAAUGAUGGUCGAUGUCUCUUGGCCGCUGCCGCCCUCGUGGGUGGCUCUAAAUUCUGACAGGUCAGUUAUUCCUCAGACUAGACGAGCAGCUGCAGGAGGGUUGUUCCGUGAUUCCGAUGGCCGCUGCUUAGCAGCAUACUCGAUGAACCUAGGUAUUUGCUCGAUCACUAGGGCUGAAAUGAGAGAUGUUGUACAAGGAUUACAUUUUGCUUGGGAGUUUGGCUAUCGCCAGGUACGAGUGCAGUUGGACUCACAUGCAGCUAUUCAACUUUUGAUGGAAGAAGGUGAGCGUGCUCACCAGCAUUCCUCUAAGGUUGCACAAUUUCACGAGCUUUUAAAUCGAAAUUAGACGGUCAGAGUUGAGCAUAUUUAUCGGGAAGGUAACCGGGCAACAGACUUUUUAGCUAGCCUAGGCCAUAGAUUACCUAUUGGUGUUCAUUCUAUUUCUAAUGUUGAUUCUAGAUUAUCGUUUCACAUUCUGUAUGACUUGCUUGGGAUUUCCCAGCCUCGUUUGAUCGUUAAUAACAGGUAGGAGCUAAUGCUCCUAUGUUUCUACCAAAUAAAUAAAUGAAUAAAUAAAUAAGCAUAUAGAGUAAGUCAAAGUGCCAAGCUAUCAAUAGUUUAUUACACACCCAAAUUGAACAAGCUUUGUUGAUGGUACGCACAAUAGUUUGUUAUGGAGGUCAUUUAAAAAAUUCCAAGUUCAAAACAUAAAAGUAACAAACUAAAAUAUUGGCAAAUUCAUAUUUUCCUUUCAUGGUUUUAUGGUUUAUUGGUUAACCGUUAAUGGUUGAUCAAAUUUUUGGUUAACCGAUAUACAGUUAACCAAUGUUAUGGUAUGGAUAACGGUAUUGAAAAUUUAGUAACUGAUGUCACGGUUAACCGAAAAUUGGUUAACCAGAAGCCGGUUAAGCGACCGUGCCCACCCCUAGGUCAAACAAGAUAACAAGGAAAAUACUGUUUUAAACUUUGGUACUGUCAAACUCUGGAGGGGGCCGUUCCUGUUUUUGAGGCCGAUGUUUCUAAGAUCAAGGGUGUUGGAUCCGUCGAGUUUCAAAUAUCCAAGGCCUAUGUUGAUGCUGUGGACUUCCGUGCGAAGAGGCGCCUCGCCCAGAACCUCGGGGAGUACCUGGCCAAGAGCUCUAAUGUGCUGCGGGACGACAUCGAGCUGAUAUCGAAGACCCCCACACGUUGGGCUUUCCUUGAGGAUCUUGCUGAUGAUUCUUUUGCCAAAGGGAUGAUUGGCCUUGUGACAGGCAAUCUCUUGGCUCUUGAGCGUUACAUCCCUG
This is a messenger RNA of Cuscuta europaea, 7609 nucleotides long. The record is from the annotation of a GenBank genome assembly. Lineage: Eukaryota; Viridiplantae; Streptophyta; Magnoliopsida; Solanales; Convolvulaceae.